GAGGUUUCAUUAUGUUGGCCAGCCUGGUCUUGAGCUCCUGAUCUCAAGUGAUCCACCUGCCCUGGCCUCUCAAAGUGCUGGGUUUACAGGCGUGAGCUACCGCACCUGGUCUAUUUCUAUAUUAUAACAGUCACAGAAACACUCCUAUUUCCUCUCCCCCAUCCCAUCACCAAGUGAUUGUCAAUUUUCCAUCCUAAACAUACCUCAAGUGUAUCUACUUCUGCCUUCCACAGUCCCAUGCUGGUCCAAGUCACAUUGUUCUUUCACCUGAGCUAUGACAAACACCUUCCACUGCUCCUUCUCCGCACUCCAAAUCCAGCGGUCUCCUGUCCCCUCAUCAGUUCACCUCUGGGCAGCCAGAGGGAACUUGCAUUUUUAAUUUAAUUUUUAUUUAUUUCUGGGGACAGGGUCUUGCUCUGCCACCUAGGCUGGAGUGCAGUGGCAUGAUCGAAUUCCUGGGCUCAAGGGAUCCUCUUGCCUCAGGUCUGCCAGGACCACUCCCCCGUCCCCCCCCCCCCACCAUCUGUGAGUCAGGCAGCUGAGCUUCUCAAGUCUCCGACCCCACCCUGCUCUCGGAGUCUGCAGGCCUCGGCCUAAUGGCAGCGGGAGGCAGGGUCUGGAGGCCGGUCUGCCCGCCAGGAAGGUUGGGGGUCCCUGGCCAGAAGGAGGACCAGGAGAGGCUGAGGGGGACUUUGGCAAAGGAUGAAGGGGACCCUGGGUGAGGCUAAGGCUGAGGCUGAGGGGGGCUCGGGCUGUGGCAGAGGAGGAUUGGGGGUGAGGGGGUCUCGGACUGAGGCUCACGGAACCCAGGCUGAGGCUGAGGGGCAUCGAGGCUGAGGAGGAUCCGGGCUGAGGCUCAGGGUAACCCAGGCUGAGGCUGAGGGGGAUCCGGGCUGAGGCUCAGGGGACCCAGGCUGAGGCUGAGGGGGAUCCGGGCUGAGGCUCAGGGGACCCAGGCUGAGGCUGAGGGGGAUCCGGGCUGAGGCUCAGGGGACCCAGGCUGAGGCUGAGGGGGAUCCGGGCUGAGGCUGAGGGGGAUCCGGGCUGAGGCUCAGGGGAACCCAGGCUGAGGCUGAGGGGGAUCCGGGCUGAGGCUUAGGGGAACCCAGGCUGAGGCUGAGGGGGAUCCGGGCUGAGGAUCAGGGGACCCAGGCUGAGGCUGAGGGGGAUCCGGGCUGAGGCUCAGGGUAACCCAGGCUGAGGCUGAGGGGGAUCCGGGCUGAGGCUCAGGGGACCCAGGCUGAGGCUGAGGGGGGAUCCAGGCUGAGGCUCAGGGGAACCCAGGCUGAGGCUGAGGGGGAUCCGGGCUGAGGCUCAGGGGAACCCAGGCUGAGGCUGAGGGGGAUCCGGGCUGAGGCUCAGGGGAACCCAGGCUGAGGCUGAGGGGGAUCCGGGCUGAGGCUCAGGGGACCCAGGCUGAGGCUGAGGGGGAUCCGGGCUGAGGCUCAGGGGAACCCAGGCAGAGGCUGGGAGGACACAGGCUGAGGCAGAGGCUGAGGGGAAUUCGGGCUGAGGCAGAGGGGGACCUGGACUGAGGCAGAGGCUGAGGGGCAUCCGGGCUGAGGUUGAGGAGAACCCAGGCUGAGGCUCAGGGGAAUCCGGGCUGAGGCUGAGGGGGACUCGGGCUGCGGCAGAGGAGGAUCGGGGAUGAGGGGGACUCGGGCUGAGGCUCAGGGGAACCCAGGCUGAGGCUGAGGCUGGGAGGACACAGGCUGAGGCAGAGGGGGACCCGGACUAAGGCAGAGGCUGAGGGGGAUUCGGACUGAGGCAGAGGGGUCCUGGGCAGGGACAGGACCCACCUGGAGCCCGCAGGCCCACCGGGAGAGGCACUGACCCAGCGGCCCGCAGCCGGGUGUCAUGGCGGCCUCCCCGCCACGCCCUCCUCCAGCGCUCUGCUCCCUUCAGGGCGGAAGUCUGGGUCGAGCGUUGGUGACGCCAUGACUGUGCCUGCGACGCCCUGUGACUGGCAGGAACCAGUGCAUGAAUUACUUUGGCUAAAAGGAGGUGAGCAGCCCUCUGCCCUUCCAGAGCAAGCAUGGAGCAACAGGAUCAGAGCAUGAAGGAAGGGAGGCUGACGCUUGUGCUUGCCCUGGCAACCCUGAUAGCUGCCUUUGGGUCGUCCUUCCAGUAUGGGUACAACGUGGCUGCUGUCAACUCCCCAGCAGUGUACAUGCAACAAUUUUACAAUGAGACCUACCGGGAUAGGACUGGUGAAUUCAUUGAAGACUUCCCCUUGACGUUGCUGUGGUCUUUAACUGUGUCCAUGUUUCCCUUUGGAGGCUUUAUUGGAUCCCUCCUGGUCGGGCCCUUGGUGAAUAAAUUUGGCAGAAAAGGGGCCUUGCUGUUCAACAACAUAUUUUCUAUCGUGCCUGCGAUCUUAAUGGGAUGCAGCAAAGUCGCCAAGUCCUUUGAGCUUAUCAUUAUUUCCAGACUUUUGGUGGGAAUAUGUGCAGGUCUAUCUUCCAAUGUGGUCCCCAUGUACUUAGGGGAGCUGGCCCCUAAAAACCUGAGGGGGGCUCUUGGGGUGGUGCCCCAGCUCUUCAUCACCGUCGGCAUCCUCGUGGCCCAGAUCUUUGGUCUUCGGAAUCUCCUUGCAAAUGAAGAUGGCUGGCCGAUCCUGCUGGGGCUGACCGGGGUCCCUGCGGCACUGCAGCUCGUUCUGCUGCCCUUCUUUCCCGAGAGCCCCAGAUACCUGCUGAUUCAGAAGAAAGAUGAAGCGGCAGCCAAGCAAGCCCUGAAGACACUGCGCGGCUGGGACUCUGUAGACGCGGAGGUGGCCGAGAUCCGGCAGGAGGACGAGGCCGAGAAGGCCGCCGGCUUUAUCUCGGUGCUGAAGCUGUUCCGGAUGCGCUCGCUGCGCUGGCAGCUGAUAUCCAUCAUCAUCCUCAUGGGCGGACAGCAGCUGUCGGGCGUCAACGCCAUAUACUAUUACGCGGACCAGAUCUACCUGAGCGCCGGCGUGAAGGAGGAGCACGUGCAGUAUGUGACGGCCGGCACCGGGGCCGUGAACGUGGUCAUGACCUUCUGCGCUGUGUUCGUGGUGGAGCUGCUGGGUCGGAGGCUGCUGCUGCUGUUGGGCUUCUCCAUCUGCCUCACAGCGUGCUGCGUGCUCACCGCGGCUCUGGCCCUGCAGAACACGGUGUCCUGGAUGCCAUAUAUCAGCAUCGUCUGUGUCAUCUCCUAUGUUGUGGGACAUGCCAUUGGACCCAGUCCCAUCCCCGCACUGCUCAUCACUGAGAUCUUCUUGCAGUCCUCUCGGUCAUCCGCCUUCAUGGUGGGGGGCAGCGUGCACUGGCUCUCCAACUUCACCGUGGGCUUGAUCUUCCCAUUCAUCCAGGAGGGCCUCGGCCCAUACAGCUUCAUUGUCUUCGCUGUGAUCUGUCUCCUCACCACCAUCUACAUCUUCCUGAUUGUCCCCGAGACCAAGGCCAAGACGUUCAUGGAGAUCAAUCAGAUUUUCACCAAAAUGAAUAAGGUGUCUGAAGUGUACCCAGAAAAGGAGGAACUGAAAGAGCUUCCACCUGUCACUUCAGAACAGUGACUCCAGAGAGAAGCCAGUGGAGCGGGUCUGCCAGGGGCUUCCUCCUUUGGGCUGUUUUUCUGACUUCUAGCUGUCUGUAAAUAUCCAGAAAUAAAACGAGUCUGACGUGGAAUGCAGCCCUCAUCUCCAGCCUCCCCACUCCAGUGGGAACUGUGCAAAGGGCCUCCUUGCUGUUCUUGAAGCCAGGCUGUCUCCAGAUUGGCCCGUCACCAGCCCGAGUCAAGCAAACAGCUGGUCCUCCACCUUGCUGGGUCAGCCUUUGUGUGGCUCCUGGUAACAUAAUAAAAACAGUUACUAUAGUGGCGAAAUGGAAGGAAUUAAAUUUUGCCAGAUAAACUGACUGUGGCCCCGACAGAUCUUCUGGGGCCCUGGGCAUUUGUUUAGAGCCAAAUUCAUCCUCUUAUCAGAUCCUUUUCCAGAAAUACCUAUCUAGGAAGGUGUGAUAUCAGAAACGACAUCCAGAAAGCUAAGGAACAGGUCCCUGUGGAGACACUGAGUCAGAAUUCUUAAUCCUAAAUUAUAUUAUCAGUGGAAAAUGGAAUUGCUUCUGUGUAGUCAAUAAAAUGAAUCUGAUCACUUUUCAACAAGACAUGCUGCUGUUUGAGAGCAAAUGGAAGGCAGGAGGAAGUUCCAGGCUCCUUCAGCCAGUUCGACUGCACAGGUAGUAGUUCCUUGAGGGCAGGGGCUUGGUCAGUUUUGUUUAUCCCUGAAUCUCCAGAAUCUAGAAGAGGGCCUCUGGAGGCUGAGGUGGGAAGAUUGCUUAAGCCUGGGAGGUGGAGGUUGCAGUGAGCUGAGAUUUCACCACUAUAUUCCAGCCUGAGCAACACAGACCCCAUCUCAAAAAAAAAUUUUUUUUAACUGGGCAUGGUCCCAGCUAUUUGGGAGGCUGAAAUGGGAGGAUCACUUGAGUCCGGGAGGUCAAGGCUGUCCUGAGCCAUGAUUGCAUCACUGCAUUCCAGCCUGGAUGACAGAGUGAGACCUUGUCUCAAAUAAAUAUAUAAAUAAAUAAAAGAUUGAGCAAGCUUCCAAAUGUCCUCAGCUGUGUAGUGAAAUCUUGAGGAGUCUUGAAAUCUUGAGACUGUGGCCAGGGAGGAAGGGAAAAGGAACAGUGUCUUGAUAUGGUUUGGCUGUGUCCCACCCAAAUCUCAUCUUGAAUUGUAGCUCCCAUAAUUCCCCUGUGUUAUGGGAGGGACCCUGUGGGGGAUAAUUGAAUCAUGGGAGCAGUUUCCCCCAUACUGUUCUCAUGGUAGUGAAUCGGCCUCAUGAGAUCUGAUGGUUUUAUAAGGGGAAACACCUUUUGCUUGGUUCUUAUUCUCCCUUGUCUGCCACCAUGUAAGAUGUACCUUUUGGUUUCUACCAUGAUUGUGAGGCCUUUUCAGCCAUGUGGAAUGGUGAGUACAUUAAACCUCUUUUUCAUUACAAUUUACUCACUCUCUGGUAUGUCUUUAUAAGCAGCAUGAAAAUGCAUUAACACAGGUCUCCCCCCAGAAAUAUAGAGAGCUGGAGGCUUUUCUUAGAGAUAUGAAUAAAGGGUGCAAGUGUAAGUGUACGUAUGUGCAAAAACAUAGAUAAAACCUUGAAAGUGCUGAAUGGCCUGUGCAAGAAGUGAUGUCUUCUCCUGGUAGUUGGGUGGCAGAGACUGGUGGCCAGGAGAGACAGUAGUGGGACUUGGGAGCACCUUUUGUGGGUAUGGAAUGGCGAUUCCACAACCAACAAGCUAAAUUACUCACAAGCAGGUCCAGAGGAAGUGAAUGAACACUGUGGUUGAACCAUCCUUGACCUUCUGCAGCAGGGAUCUGCAUCCUGGAAGGGGCACAGAAACAACCAAAGAGGAAGGCUCUGAGAGCUGAGGAGUAGCCAGGUUAGGAUAUCAGAAGUUAAGACACUGUGGCACCUCUAACACAGGGGAGGCUAUGAAAUUCAUGGUUCUGGAUGUCUACUUCCUGGGUUCAAACUUUGGUUAUGCCACAUUUAUUGUGCAACUCAGGCAAGUUACUUGGCUUUUCUGUACCUCAGUUUUCUCUUCUGUUAAGUGGAACUAAUAAUAAAUGUCUCACAUGGCCAUCAAGAGAAUUAAAUAAAUUUAUAUGUAGAUCAG
Molecule: messenger RNA, 5639 nt
Organism: Callithrix jacchus (white-tufted-ear marmoset)
Lineage: Eukaryota; Metazoa; Chordata; Mammalia; Primates; Cebidae
Source: RefSeq, a predicted model, not a curated record